AUGACGGGUGACACUGGAUUUCUCUAUGGGGAAGAUGCUGGUAUCGUGAGAGUGGUGGCAUUGCACUCGGAAGGCGACGUCGAUGGCAAGCUAACACUGGGACCGCUUGAAUGCGAAGGAUUCGCAGCUGCUGCUCCAAUACGCUUUGCGGAGCCGCGAGCAAUACCGAUACGCGAUUGGAACGGGGAACCGUUGUCGUUCCAGUUCCGAACAGCUCUACCCUUUGCUACUUUGUUCUCUGUUCAAGAGAGCGCUGAGAAAUUCCUUACAGUGGAAUUGGUUCAAGGCCAUAUGAUUCGCGUGCUGAACGACACAAAAUGGCAUCUUCUUGUGCUGGAAAUAGCGAACGAUGAAAUCCGGUUGGGUGUCGAUGGCUUCAACUCAUUCACCGCCAUUAACGAAACAGAGAUUCCAAAGGGAAAACUUCAGCUGAACGACGAUGACAGUGGCUUCACCGGAUGCGUCCGCUCCCUCGUUAUUGAUGACGAAGCGAUUGGCUUACAAGCCAUCGGAAAAGACAUCGAAGAUGUAUACCUAUAUUGCGACGACCGAUGCCACGAGAAUUUCUGCCAAAAUGCAGCCGA
Messenger RNA from Cooperia oncophora, 584 nucleotides. NCBI's taxonomy places the organism in Eukaryota, Metazoa, Nematoda, Chromadorea, Rhabditida, Trichostrongylidae. The record is from the annotation of a GenBank genome assembly.